UUCAGCUGAUGCAACAUUACAGCUCAGUAUAAAACCGGCUGCCGUCAGAAGAGCAACACAUUCAGCCUCUCGCAUUCAUGGAAGGAACAAAGAAACACUCAGUGGAAGAGCUGGGCGAGCUGUCGGGGAAACACUCGGAGGACAUCACGUUAACAUGGUCUAUACUCAAGCCCUCGUGUUCGGGAACGGGAUGUCCGUCAGGAGCGAGCAGGAAAACCUAGCUGAGAACCUGAGCUUUCUACAGCACUUCAGAUCAGACAGAGACGAACUCAAACACUGCGGCAGACUCAUGAAAGCACACAGCUCUUCAAGUCUGGGAUCCGAGUGCAGUUUGGAAGGAGAAGACGCGUGUCUUCAAUUCGACCUGGCCAGACGCAUUGAGAAGUGCCUCUAUGAGGCCAAAGGAGCCAGUCUGAGUUGUCAGGAGCUGCGUCUGCCCAGGCGCAUGACCGCACGCGUGACCGGAGACAUCCUGCGCUCAUCCAUGGAUGAGCCAUGUGGGAUACGAGGCGCGCUGAUCCACAUGUUCAUGGAAAGCAAGGGCACACUACUGAAACUGGGCACCGUCAUUCCUGAUCAGAGUCUCACACCCACUUUUGAGGUCUCGGUGGUCCUGCAGCCUGAUCUGGGUGGAUGGCCUCCGCUGAAGAUCCUGUUCAGAAGCGGGAAGGUCUUGAGCCUCAGACGGGAAUAUCGGCUGAUCAAGCGGAAGCUCUACUCGUCCGCCACUCCUACUGUACUUGAGUUUUAUUAAAAGUUUGGUAUUAAGAGUAAAAAGGAGAAGACAAUGCCUGAGGUCUUAGAGGAAGAGGACAACUUUAGGAAAAGCUCAUUUUGCACAUUAUUAUUAUUAUUAUAACUGUUGUUACAUCAGUGUAUUUCAGAGUUCACUGAAUGGUGUUUAAAAACGUAAAUGAUAACGUUCAAUCAAAGAAGGUGAUAUUGUGCAACUGAAAUUUCUAACACAGUAUGAGCAGCUGUUAUAAUACUGCAUUAUGUUUGCUUAAAAUAUCAUUAAUAUACAUACAAAUAGUUA
Molecule: messenger RNA, 1036 nt
Organism: Sinocyclocheilus grahami
Lineage: Eukaryota; Metazoa; Chordata; Actinopteri; Cypriniformes; Cyprinidae
Product: DNA damage-inducible transcript 4-like protein
Exons: 2
Coding region: 155-754 (199 amino acids)
Biological process (GO): negative regulation of signal transduction
Cellular component (GO): cytoplasm
Source: RefSeq, a predicted model, not a curated record